Angiostrongylus costaricensis is the source of this 559-nucleotide messenger RNA. The record is from the annotation of a GenBank genome assembly. Lineage: Eukaryota; Metazoa; Nematoda; Chromadorea; Rhabditida; Metastrongylidae.
UUAUGAAUAAUAUUAAUGUUAGAUAACAUUUGAGACAUGGGUUUAUAUCCACAGCGCAGUGAGCACCAUUGUGUGCAUACUUGGCAUAGCUGUUGGUAUUCUGUUAUUGCUACAACCAUCCUGGCACGAAUUCUUGAUACUGUACAGGCAGCUAUUAGCGUACUUGAGACGAAGCGAUCCAGCAACUUACUGGACGUGCUAUCGAGUGUUCUUAUCCUGUUGGAUUGGAAUACAUUUUGCACACUUACUUACCGUUUUAGGAACGAUUUUAGGUGUACAGAUGACAAAAUCUCGACUAGUUGUUCCACAAAUUGUGAUACUGGUAUGUGAAGUCGGUAUAUAUAUAAUCGGAACAUUCAUCCUGAUCGUCAUCAGUGUGACUGGAUCUAAAGUAACGUGGAUUGCUCUGACAGCACUGUUCUUCCAUCUUAUCACUAUUUUCAGCACAAAUCUUGCUCUACUUGUGACUUAUCAUCGUAUCCUGGACGAGAGAAAUGUUGCUGCACAGGCUCUUUUAGCGGCAAGGAGCGUACAUUUCAAGGAAAGGCGAGGAUUAUGA